Messenger RNA from Stylonychia lemnae, 1023 nucleotides. Lineage: Eukaryota; Ciliophora; Spirotrichea; Sporadotrichida; Oxytrichidae. The record is from the annotation of a GenBank genome assembly.
AUGAACAAACUUGAUUAUCUCGCUUAAAAAGAAGAAGAGUUACGAAAACUAAAUGAGCAAUUAGAACAGAGAAAGAAUAACAUCUUAGAUGACGAGAAAGAAUAUUAAAUUGAUACUAAAACUAAUAAAUUAACAAUAAACAAUGGCAGAAAUCCAUUCGCUUAGGAUGAUGAUGAUCAUUUAGAUUAGAAUGAAGAUGAUGAUGAUUUCAAUAAAUAAUUUCACAAUGAUGAUCCUAAAUUCAGACAAUCAGCUACGAGCCUUCUUAAAGAGGCUAAAUAACUCAGAGAAUCCUAUUAAAGAGAUAAAACCAACGAUAGACCUGCUGUCUCUGAUCAUUAUGAUGAUGAAUUUAAUAGUGCUUUGAGUGAAGUAGAGAGAUAUCGAGAAGUUCUCGAAAAGUCAAAGGAACAGGAAAAGAUCAUUAAUUUCCAAAAAGCUAAGAUUGCUGCUUUGUAAGCUGAGUUAGAGGAUGCUCUCAAGUCUUAAAAUAAGGUUGAAAGUAAGCACGAAGAUCUAGAAUCUUAGAACAAAAAGCUAGCUGAGGAAGCGAAGAAGUUUAAUGAAAAGAUGAACCAGAGCAAUAUACAAAUGUAAAAACUUAAACAGCAAAACUAAGACUUGUAAACAAAGCUAAAUUCUCUUGAAAAAAGCUUGUAAGAGUAAAAUAAGGAGCUAGAUGCUAUUGAAAGAGAUAAGAAAAAGACUGGCUAGGAAGUAGGGACUAAAGAUGCUAAGCUAAACAGAGCGAUUGAAGAAUUAGAGAAGUAUAAAUUGUAACUAAAAGAGGCUAAAGCCAGCGAGGUAAGUAAGAGUGACACUUUGAGGAAAGAUAUGGAUAGAUUGCUUGAGGAGAACAGAAAGCUUGAAAGGCAAAGGAAUGAACUUAUGCAAGCUUUCAAGAAACAAAUGAAGCUGAUUGAUAUCCUUAAAAGAUAAAAGAUGCAUAUUGAAGCUGCGAAAUUAUUAGCUUUUACAGAGGAUGAAUUCGUUAAAACUCUAGAACUAGGAGACAAAAUGUGA